CUUGCGCCUGGACUUGCUCGCGACAAUUACGUACAGUAUGGCGUUCAACCUUCUUGCCGCGCAUUAAACUUCUUCGCCCCGUCACGUGACACUCUCGGAAUCCGCGCGUUGGGCUCUCUCGCAGGGUGGUCUCGCAGAACGGAAUAAGGCUGGAUCCAGACUGCAGACUGACAUUCGAACUCAUCCGCCCAACCCCUCCAUACCACUCACACACACACAGCAAGACCAUGUCCGCCGCCGCAUUGGAGUCUCUCGCACGGUGGGCCGUGCCCAUCGGCGCAGUCGUCAGCGGUCUGCAGUACAGCAUCUACAACGUGGAGGGAGGCCAAAGAGCAGUAAUCUUCGACCGUUGGCGCGGAGUCGACCAAACCGUCGUCGGCGAAGGCACACACUUCCUCGUCCCAUGGCUCCAAAAAGCUUACAAAUUUGACGUCCGCACCAAACCCCGCAACAUCUCCACCACGACAGGGUCCAAGGAUAUGCAGAUGGUCUCUCUCACCUUGCGUGUGUUGCACAGGCCGGAGAUUUCAAAGAUUCCCGUCAUCUUUUCCAACUUGGGACAGGAUUAUGAUGAUAGGGUGUUGCCGUCGAUCGGAAACGAGGUGUUGAAGUCCAUUGUCGCCCAGUUUGAUGCUGGGGAGUUGAUUACCCAGCGUGAUCAGGUCUCGCAAAGGAUUCGGGAGGACCUGCACAAGCGUGCUCGCGAAUUCAACAUUGUUCUCGAAGAUGUAUCUCUGACACACUUGACAUUCGGCAAAGAUUUCACUGACGCUGUCGAACAAAAAGUAAUCGCACAACAAGAAGCCGAGCGCGCCCGUUUCGUCGUCGAAAAAGCCGAACAAGAACAGCUCGCAGCCAUCAUCCGCGCCGAGGGAGAAUCGCAAGCUGCGCAACUGGUCUCCAACGCAUAUAAGAAGUCUGGCCAGGCCCAUUUGGAGUUGCGGAGGAUCGAGGCGUCGAAGGAUAUCGCGACCAGCUUGUCUUCGGCGAGGAACGUGACGUACUUGCCGUCGAACAAGGGGGGAAGCGGAACGAACAUGCUGCUGAAUCUUGGUCAAUAGAGCGCUGCGCCUGGGCUUUAGAUAAACUUAUGCGGCGUUGGAGCGGUUGGUAGCGUAGCGAAAGCGAAAAAGGGCGAUGUAUUUCCUUUAACUCGGCCAUCCCCAUGUGUAGAUAGUUUCACUUAUGUCUGAAAUGAGUCCGUCAAAUCACCCCCAUCGGAAAAAGAUCUCUCAUGAAGGCGAUUCGAACAAAGUGAGGAAAAAGAAGUUUCGUGUGGAACGUCGAAGAGAG
Messenger RNA from Fimicolochytrium jonesii, 1293 nucleotides. RefSeq names its product band 7 family-domain-containing protein. The record is from RefSeq and is a predicted model, not a curated record. The transcript has 4 exons. Gene Ontology annotation, cellular component: mitochondrion; membrane. NCBI's taxonomy places the organism in Eukaryota, Fungi, Chytridiomycota, Chytridiomycetes, Spizellomycetales, Powellomycetaceae. The coding region runs from base 228 to 1061 and encodes 277 amino acids. Gene Ontology annotation, biological process: mitochondrion organization.